Molecule: messenger RNA, 3049 nt
Organism: Peromyscus eremicus (cactus mouse)
Lineage: Eukaryota; Metazoa; Chordata; Mammalia; Rodentia; Cricetidae
Gene: Etv5
Product: ETS variant transcription factor 5
Exons: 13
Coding region: 181-1713 (510 amino acids)
Biological process (GO): cell differentiation; regulation of transcription by RNA polymerase II
Cellular component (GO): nucleus
Molecular function (GO): sequence-specific DNA binding; DNA-binding transcription factor activity, RNA polymerase II-specific
Source: RefSeq, a predicted model, not a curated record
UGCAGAGUCCGGAGGCCGGCGCGCGGAGCGGUCCUCAAACCCCGAUCGCUGCGGCCCAGCCCGCCACCGAGGCGCGCAGGCGGGCGCGCGGAGUGGCCACUCAGGAGGAUCUCUAUACGCCCCCAGAAACUACUCAAUGCUGAAGCCUUUCACCGUGGUACCAGAGACUUUGGAAGCACCAUGGAUGGGUUUUGUGAUCAGCAAGUCCCUUUUAUGGUCCCAGGGAAAUCUCGGUCAGAGGAAUGUCGAGGACGACCUGUGAUGGACAGAAAGAGGAAGUUUUUGGACACUGAUCUGGCUCACGAUUCUGAAGAGUUGUUUCAGGAUCUGAGUCAACUUCAAGAGGCUUGGUUAGCUGAAGCUCAAGUUCCUGAUGAUGAACAAUUUGUCCCAGAUUUCCAGUCUGAUAACUUGGUGCUUCACGCCCCGCCUCCCACCAAGAUCAAGCGGGAGCUGCAUAGCCCCUCCUCUGAGUUGUCAUCCUGUAGCCACGAGCAGGCUCUUGGUGCUAACUAUGGAGAAAAGUGCCUCUACAAUUACUGUGCCUAUGCUAGGAAGCAUCCCUCUGGGUUCAAGCCAUUAACCCCUCCGACCACUCCUUUGUCACCCACCCAUCAGAAUUCCCUAUUUCCCCCACCUCAGGCAACUCUGCCCACCUCAGCUCUUGCCCCUGGAGCCGGCCCAGUUCAAGGGGUGGGUCCUGCCCCCACCCCUCACUCACUUCCAGAACCCGGAUCACAGCACCAAACAUUUGCGGUCCCCCGGCCACCACAUCAGCCCCUGCAAAUGCCAAAGAUGAUUCCUGAAAGCCAGUAUCCAUCAGAACAGAGAUUUCAGCGGCAGCUGUCCGAACCCUGCCACCCCUUCCCUCCUCAGUCAGGAGUUCCUGGAGAUAACCGCCCCGGCUACCACCGACAGAUGUCAGAACCUAUUGCCCCCGCAGCUCCCCCACCCCUUCAGGGAUUCAAGCAGGAGUACCAUGACCCACUCUAUGAACAUGGGGUCCCUGGGAUGCCUGGUCCCCCAGCACAUGGGUUCCAGUCGCCAAUGGGAAUCAAGCAGGAGCCCCGAGAUUACUGCGGGGACUCAGAAGUGCCUAACUGCCAGUCGUCCUACAUGAGGGGAGGGUAUUUCUCCAGCAACCAUGAAGGAUUUCCAUAUGAAAAGGAUCCCAGGCUAUACUUUGAUGACACCUGCGUGGUGCCUGAAAGACUGGAAGGCAAGGUCAAGCAGGAGCCCACCCUCUAUCGAGAGGGGCCCCCUUAUCAGAGACGAGGCUCUCUUCAGCUGUGGCAGUUCCUUGUCACCCUUCUUGAUGACCCAGCCAAUGCCCACUUCAUUGCCUGGACUGGCCGAGGCAUGGAAUUUAAGCUGAUAGAACCCGAGGAGGUUGCUCGGCGUUGGGGCAUCCAGAAGAAUCGGCCAGCCAUGAACUAUGACAAGCUGAGCCGCUCUCUACGCUAUUACUAUGAAAAGGGCAUCAUGCAGAAGGUGGCUGGGGAACGGUAUGUCUACAAAUUUGUCUGUGACCCGGAUGCGCUCUUCUCCAUGGCCUUCCCAGACAAUCAGCGUCCGUUCCUGAAGGCAGAGUCUGAAUGCCCCCUCAACGAGGAGGACACCCUGCCACUGACUCACUUUGAAGACAACCCUGCUUACCUCCUGGACAUGGAUCGCUGCAGCAGCCUCCCCUAUGCUGAAGGCUUCGCUUACUAAGUUUCUGAAUGGCUGAGUGGCCAAACCCUAGCGCUAGCAGGUCCCAUUCAGGCAAUUGAGGGCAGUGGUUUUGUUUGUGUUCUUGGCUGUUCCUAAAGCUUGCCCUUUGAGUAUUAUCUGGAGAGCCCAAGCCAUCUCUGGAUUGACACCCUUAAAGACAAAUACCUUGGCUAGGGAGUGGGGAACAGGGAGAGACAGAAGAACCACCAAGUGGCUGGUGAUUCUGAUGAGAGUCCUGGGAAGAGAUGGAAGUGGAGCCUCCUUGCCAUCAUGGACAAUAUGUGCAGAGCAAUACCUUGUUCAGGUUAGCGCCCACGAAAGGGGACCGAGUGUAUGACAAUCUGCGUUGAGCAUGUACUACUAAAUGCCUUUACAUAGAAGGGCUUUGACUUGCACAAUCCUUUGGAAAGAAACCACACACCCAUAGGAAAGUGGAAAGGCUGGGUUGGGGAGGCUCAGAUUACUAAGGCUUGAAUUUUGCAAAACUCCUGCAUCUCAGUGUGGAAUGUUUCCCCUUAGUCCAGAACCGGGGCGGCCAGGACAGCUGUUACCCACUCCGUGGUUCUCUGACCACAGCUCCUCUCGAGCCUUCCAGCCAGAGUGGUCACCAUGUAGAUCAAGCCCCUCUCCUCCCCGUCACACGGCUGAGUGUAGAUGGCUUUCGUUCUAGAAGAAAGGUGAAACACUUGACAGUAUUUUGUUUUGCUUUGAUUUGGGGGGAUCAUUUUGUUUUGGUGGUUGUUUUGGGGGGAAAAAACAGUUUAUAUAAACUGAUUUUUGUAGUUUUGGUAUUUAAAGCAAAAAAACAAAAACAAAAACUUUUUGGUAACUGCACUAUAUCCCUUAUGUAGCCAGGGCCGUGCCCACUUCCGAAGACGCUGCAGCUUGAGAGGGGCUUUGCUGGGGCUUCCCUUCGCCAUGUAGAAGCCUGCUCGGUGCCUUGGGCACCAGACAACCUGUUGAAACACUUACACCUGAUUUGUACAUUUUUGAAGUGUACAGGGCAGCCUGGACACAGCUUAGAUUCCAUGUGUAUAGCUCUCCUUGCUCACUAACUUGCCCUCUCUGGGAAGCAGAUGUACAUACUACAUGUCAUGUCCAUGUAACACCUGGUCACCUGGUGGGAACCUAAUAGACAUCGGUUUCUGUUUUUUUUCUUUCAGUUUUGGACCUUCAACCUUGCAUAAUGGUUCCCUAGGGUCUGAAAUUUGCCUGUCACUGACAGGUAAAACAGUGCUAGCUAGCAUUCUGGCUUCCUGCUACUCUCUUUUCUUUUUUCAGUUUUUAUUCUGAUUGCUGUAUUAUAUUGGGAAUGUUUUAAACAACCAAACUUAAA